AUGAAGACAGUGACCACUCAGACAUGGAUUCUGUCCUUCGGCUCUGAUCAUCUGCUGCCCAAAUUGCAAAAUCUGGAAGGCUCGGCGGAGGGGAAAUGUGACCCUUGCGAAGCGUCGCCGGGGAUCCCAAAAAAAGAUCGCGACAUUCCUAUGAAUGAGAAACCUGCAAAGGCACAUCAGAAGCGGCAGGAGGUUUCAGCAUUGAUCAUCUGUUACAUCCAUGGCUGA
Molecule: messenger RNA, 228 nt
Organism: Coccidioides immitis RS
Lineage: Eukaryota; Fungi; Ascomycota; Eurotiomycetes; Onygenales; Onygenaceae
Exons: 2
Coding region: 1-228 (75 amino acids)
Source: RefSeq, a predicted model, not a curated record